Messenger RNA from Pseudo-nitzschia multistriata, 1002 nucleotides. Lineage: Eukaryota; Bacillariophyta; Bacillariophyceae; Bacillariales; Bacillariaceae. The record is from the annotation of a GenBank genome assembly.
GCUCUGUUUCCCCCGCCAGAACCCAGAACCACUAGGAAAUACCGUCCCUCACUAGAACAGGACAAGGACUCCAGAAACAAAAAACAGCGAGAUUGCUUGCAMGGCAUCCGUUGAUUGAUUCGACGCUAUGAGUGACAACAAUACGGACGUACUCGAGCCCCGGGCYGUGACCCGGGAUCUKUUCUCCGCCGCCAUCGGCAGCGUUGCCUGCUGCUACGUUGGCCAGCCCUUCGAUACCGUCAAGGUUCGGAUGCAGACAAGUCCCGAUCAGUUUUCGAGCGUAGCUGGAUCGACCAGCCAGAUUUUACGAAACGAAGGAAUCACGGCCUUCUGGAAGGGUGCCCUUCCCACGUCGGGCGGAAUGAUAAUGGAGAAUUGCAUGGCCUUUGGCGUCAACGAGGCACUGAAACGCGCGUUUCCGGACAAAAACGAUGGUGCCAUCCAGGAAGGACCGCCGAGUCUCUGGAAACCAUUUGCAAUGGGUGCCAUCACCGGUUGCUGCUCCGCAACGGUUCUUCUGCCCAGCGAGAUUGUCAAGGCCAAGACGCAGAUUUCGACGGAACGAAACAUCACGUCCCAACAAAUUGUUCGACAAAUGAUCAAGAAGCAGGGCCUGAGAUCGUUCUUUGUAGGAUUUGACGCCCAGCUCUGUCGAGAUUCAUCGUUCUAUGCUCUUUUUUUCGGAGGCUACGAAUUAUCGUGUUAUUUCUUUCGCACUUUUGUUCCCAGCAUGCCAGAUGAAUUGAACUACUUUCUUAGCGGUGGCAUUGCGGGAAUGGGCGGUUGGCUCUUUGCCAUGCCCUUUGACGUACCAAAAACAAAUGUGAGUUCCUGUAUUUUUCUUUGGACAAGAUWUUGUGCCCACAGCUAUGGUGACGCUGAUGUUUUCAAAAAUACRCRGAGUGUCUCACAUGUCUUUCGUUAUGAUACAUAAAGGUACAAUCCCGAUACGACACAAAGGUGUUUGGCAGCUACUUUCCCGAAUUAAUCAAAAUUGCAAAA